AGAGGCAGCCCCAGGCAGUGGCAAGUGCACAGGCCGCGGUGGCACAAGUCCUGGGUUCUGAUUCAAGUCUGUCCCUGGGAGACCCUGGGCAGGAGAGAAGUUUCUCCAGGCCUCGUUUGCUCCUCCUCCGGGGGAAGCGAGCAUGAUAAAUAAUACACCGUGCUCCAACUCCUCAGCUGAAACUUAGGCCUGGAUACGUUUGAAGUGGACAUUCUCUCUCACAAUGCCUGUCAUCGAUUGUUAAAAUCAGACUGUGAUUCCCGGAACCGGAAGCUUUAGGGAUCAUGUGGCCACGAAUGGCAGUUUACUCCAUGGCCAGCCACCCCGUGCUGCCUGGACGUGUCUGUACAUCCACAGUGUGCUUCUUUACACUGCAAGCUCCUGGAACGGUCUGGAAGCUGAAGAAGAGGCUAUUUCAAGCCAGGGAGCCCAGACAACACAGUGGCAGGCAGUGGCACUUCGGGGCAGAAGGAAAAGUGGCAACACCGCUGAUCUCAGAGCAGGCUUGAGACCCUGGAGCAGCCCCUGGAAAUAGAGGAAUUCUGAAACAAUUAAUGGCCAAAUAUUGGAAAACACCACGCACUCAAUUGGCCGACAGCUCCAGGGCCAGAGAGAAGCUACCACGGCAGUUUUGUGAAACCAGCCACCCCUGGAUUCAUUUUUAUCUUUCUCUGUUGACACAGCCUGGUUUCAGUUGCUCUGCCACAGACAAGCAAUUACUAAGAAUUAUUAUUGCUUGACAAUAACUAUAAUUACUGGAUGGAAAGGACAGCAGAAAUCGAAUUAUCAUAUGGACUGAUGCGGGAGCCGGUCAGCUGAACCCCGCCUCCCGUCCGUCCCCCGCGCUGACUCCGGGCGCAGGAGCCGCGCGGGGGGGAUCCUCGCGGCUGGAGGCUUGAGCGGAGCACCCAAGGGCAGGAACGCGGUCCAGCGACUCGGGAACCGAGAUGCAAAAUCCUCCUGCGCUCCUAGAGAGAACCCGGAAGCGGAGCGCAGUCCCGGAAGGCGAGGUGCUGACACACUUCCGGCCUUUGUGACUCAUUGUGUCUGUGUCGAGGCGUCGGGAGGGCCUAGGUCCGUGUGCAGCGCACUUCUGCCGGCCUGAGCCCCAGAGUCAGCUCCCUUUUCUCGCCCAGCGCCCCCAGGCCGCUCCCGGGGCUCACGGAACAGCACCGAAACAUUUCAGCAAAACAUCUCCUAAGCCAGGAAGGAGAGCCCCGACCCUGUUUGGAUCAGGUCUGCCCCCGAGCCUGAAUGAUGACUGCAGAGUCAAGGGAAGCCACAGGUCUGUCCCCUCAGGCUGCCCAGGAGAAGGAUGGGAUUGUAAUAGUGAAGGUAGAAGAGGAAGAUGAAGAAGACCACAUGUGGGGGCAGGAUUCCAGCCUGCAGGAGACGCCUCCGCCCGACCCAGAGAUUUUCCGCCAACGGUUCAGGCACUUCUGUUACCAGAACACAUUUGGGCCUCGAGAGGCUCUGAGUCGACUGAAGGAACUUUGUCAUCAGUGGCUACGACCGGAGAUCAACACCAAGGAGCAGAUCCUGGAGCUGCUGGUGCUGGAGCAGUUCCUUUCCAUCCUGCCCAAGGAGCUCCAAGUCUGGCUGCAGGAAUACCGUCCCGAUAGUGGGGAGGAGGCCGUGACCCUUCUGGAAGAUUUGGAGCUUGAUCUAUCAGGACAGCAGGUCCCAGGUCAAGUUCACGGACCUGAAAUGCUCGCAAGGGGGAUGGUGCCUUUGGAUCCAGUGCAGGAGUCCUCGAGCUUUGACCUUCAUCAUGAGGCCACCCAGUCCCAUUUCAAGCAUUCAUCUCGGAAACCUCGCCUCUUACAGUCACGCGCUCUCCCUGCCACCCAUGUUCCUGCCCCUCAUCACGAGGGGAGUCCCAGAGACCAGGCGAUGGCAUCUGCACUAUUCACGGCAGAUUCCCAGGCAAUGGUGAAGAUCGAGGACAUGGCCGUGUCCCUCAUCCUGGAGGAAUGGGGAUGUCAGAACCUGGCUCGGAGGAAUCUCAAUAGGGACAACAGGCAGGAGAAUUAUGGGAACGUGUUUUCCCAGGGUUGUGAAAACAGGAAUGAGAAUGAGGAGUCAACCUCAAAGGCUGAAAUCGCAGAAGACUCAGCGUCACGGGGGGAGACAACAGGAAGAUUCCAGAAAGAUUUUGGAGAAAAACGUGAACAGCAGGGCAGAACAGUAGAAAGGCAGCAGAGAAACCCUGAGGAAAAAACUGGAAGAGAAAAAAGAGAUUCGGGGCCAGCUACAGUCAAGGAAAAAAAACCCACCGCGGGAGAGAGAGGUCCAAGGGAGAAGGGUAAAGGUUUGGGAAGAAGCUUCAGUCUGAGUUCAAACUUUAACGCCCCUGAAGAAGCUCCAACGGGAGCAAAGUCCCACAGAUGUGAUGAAUGUGGGAAAUGCUUCACGAGGAGUUCAAGCCUUAUUCGCCAUAAAAUAAUCCACACUGGAGAGAAGCCCUAUGAAUGUAGUGAGUGUGGGAAAGCCUUCAGUCUUAACUCAAACCUGGUCCUGCAUCAGAGAAUCCACACAGGAGAGAAACCUCAUGAAUGUAACGAGUGUGGCAAAGCCUUCAGUCACAGUUCGAAUCUCAUUCUCCAUCAGCGGAUCCACUCUGGAGAGAAACCCUAUGAAUGUAACGAGUGUGGGAAGGCCUUCAGCCAGAGCUCAGACCUUACUAAACAUCAGAGGAUCCACACGGGGGAGAAACCCUAUGAAUGUAGUGAAUGCGGAAAAGCUUUCAACCGAAACUCAUACCUUAUUUUGCAUCGGAGGAUUCACACCCGAGAAAAGCCCUAUAAGUGCACUAAGUGCGGCAAGGCUUUCACCCGGAGCUCGACCCUCACUCUGCAUCACAGGAUCCACACAGGAGAGAGGCGGUACAUAUGUGCCGAGUGUGGAAAAGCCUUUAGUAAUAGCUCAAACCUCACCAAACACCGGCGAACACACACUGGGGAGAAACCGUAUGUGUGCACCAAAUGUGGGAAAGCUUUCAGCCACAGUUCAAACCUCACCCUUCAUUACAGAACACACUUGGUGGACCGGCCCUAUGACUGUAAGUGUGGGAAAGCCUUUGGUCAGAGCUCAGACCUCCUUAAACAUCAGCGAAUGCACACCGAAGAGGCGCCGUAUCAGUGUAAAGAUUGUGGAAAAGCUUUCAGUGGUAAAGGCAGCCUCAUCCGACACUAUCGGAUACACACUGGGGAGAAACCUUACCAGUGUAACGAGUGUGGGAAGAGCUUUAGUCAGCACGCAGGUCUUAGUUCUCACCAGAGGCUCCACACCGGAGAGAAGCCAUAUAAAUGUAAGGAGUGUGGGAAAGCCUUCAACCACAGCUCAAAUUUUAAUAAACACCAUAGAAUCCAUACUGGGGAGAAGCCCUACUGGUGUAAUCACUGUGGAAAAACCUUCUGUAGUAAGUCAAAUCUUUCUAAACAUCAGAGAGUCCACCCUGGAGAGGGAGAAGUGCUUUACAUGCGCCCUGAGGCCGAGGGACGCGGCGCUUCGCCCCGCCCGGCCAUCAGGGGGCGCAGCGGCGGGCGGGAGCGCCAGGGCCGGCGUUGGCGGCCGCCGCGCGGCCUAGGCCGGGAGUCAGCAGAGAACUUCCGUUCUUUGUUCUGUCCGGGUGUGUGGGUCUGUGACAGGGUCCAACGGGGCCUGGUCGGUGUCUGGCCCCCCAAAUCUCCCGUCCCUGCCCCCAGGUGCUUCCUCAUACUCAUUCAAAACCUGCUUCCUGCUGAGUCUGCAGAUAGUGGACCAGAGCUUCUAGCCCUACCCAUGGAAACUCAGGCUGAUUGCGUAUCUCAGGAACCUCAGGCCCUGCUUGAGAGUGCUCUUCCUUCCUCUACAGUUCCUGCCUUUUCCGACAAGGACAGCCUGGGCGAUGAGAUGUUGGCAGCCGCACUCCUAAAGGCCAAGUCCCAGGAGUUGGUAACGUUUGAGGAUGUAGCUGUGUACUUCAUCCGGAAGGAGUGGAAGCGUUUGGAGCCUGCUCAGAGGGACCUAUACAGGGAUGUGAUGCUGGAGAAUUAUGGGAAUGUGUUCUCACUGGAUGGUGAGACCAGAACUGAGCAUGAUCAAGAAAUUUCCGAAGGUACCGGAUCACAUGGGGUGCUAUUGGGAAGAUUCCAAAAGGAUAUUUCUCAGGGUCUUAAAUUUGAAGAAGCCUAUGAACAAGAAGUCAGUCUCAAGAGGCAACUGGGGAACUCCUCUGGAGAAAGAUUGAAUAGGAAGAUACAAGAUUUUGGUCAAGUGACAGAUGAGGAAAAGCUAACCCCCGUGGGAGAGAGAAGUGAGAAAUACAGUGAUUUUGGGAACAGCUUCACUGUGAGUUCUAACCUUAUUUCGCAUCAGAGACUUCCUGUGGGAGACAGACCCCAUAAGUGUGAUGAAUGUAGCAAGAGCUUUAAUCGAACUUCAGACCUUAUUCAACAUCAGAGAAUCCACACUGGGGAGAAACCCUAUGAAUGUAGUGAGUGUGGGAAGGCCUUCAGUCAGAGCUCACAUCUUAUUCAGCAUCAAAGAAUCCACACUGGAGAGAAACCUUACGAAUGUAACGAUUGUGGGAAGACCUUCAGUUGUAGCUCUGCCCUCAUUCUACAUCGGAGGAUCCACACAGGGGAGAAGCCCUAUGAAUGUAACGAAUGUGGGAAAACCUUUAGCUGGAGCUCCACCCUUACUCAUCACCAGAGAAUCCACACUGGAGAGAAACCGUACGCUUGUAAUGAAUGUGGGAAGGCCUUCAGCAGGAGCUCCACCCUUAUCCAUCACCAGAGAAUCCACACUGGAGAGAAGCCCUAUGAAUGUAAUGAGUGUGGGAAGGCCUUCAGCCAGAGCUCCCACCUCUAUCAGCACCAGAGAAUCCACACUGGAGAGAAGCCCUAUGAAUGUAUGGAAUGUGGAGGAAAGUUUACUUACAGCUCAGGCCUUAUUCAGCAUCAGAGAAUCCACACGGGGGAGAAUCCCUAUGAAUGUAGUGAGUGUGGGAAGGCCUUUAGGUAUAGCUCAGCUCUUGUUCGCCACCAGAGAAUUCACACUGGAGAGAAGCCUUUGAAUGUAAUGGGAAUGAGCAAAAGUUCUCUCAGAGUCACUGCUCAAUUAAAUAUCAGAGAGUCUACCUGAGAGAGCGCCACACACCUGUUUUCCUCACUUCCUCUGCGUCUAAAGAGUUCCUGCCUUACUAUAUAAGUAUGAACAUCUUAGAAUGUGUCCCUUCCAACUCAAACCUUUCACUUUAGAGAACGGGGCAAAUUGGGGAAAUCAUGCUGGCACAUCCUCGUGGUGAGCCACCAGGUCAGUUUCCCCAGGAAUCACACCAGGAGGCAAGCGGCAGGCUAAGUGCUGGGAAUACGAGGGAAGCUCUGGGACCAGUCACCUUCCAUUUUGGAAGUGAGUUUGCACUAGACCAUUUCUCUCACACCCGAGGAGCCUUUCUUUCCAAGGUGGGGAAUGGAAGCACAGUAGGAAUAAAAUUCCAAGGAUUCCUCCAGUUGGAGUCAGUAUGCUCAGCACAGAAGGCAGUGGAAAGGAUGUUUGGAGUCCUGCUCUUUGCUAAGAAGGGCACAUGGAGGCUCUCUUUCAAAGCCACUGUUCCUAACCCAGCUUUAAGUUUUGAUAAGGAAUGUGCUGUUUGUUGUUGUUGUUGUCAUUGUUCCAUGACUUCCUUAAUUAUGGAAAUUUGGGGCUGAGGGAUUAUUUUAUGGGGGGACCCCAUGUAUUUUGGGGGGCUCUUGGAGCCACAAGCCCGGUUCCAAGAGCAGCGAGGCAAUUUUGUUGGAGAACUUGUCCUUCCCUAUUGUGAUAGGUCUGAUUGGGAAAUCCAUCUGAUCAUCAGUAAGGCUCACAGGGAGAGGAUCAAAAGCAUUUAGCAUUGGCCUGCUUCCUAUCCUCUCUCCCUGUUCCUCUCCCCACUCCCGCGUGGAAAACUGAUUUAAUCCAAACCCGCCGUUGCUAAGAAUAGAAUGCUUUGAAGGAGCUCGAUCAGCCAGCUUGCCCUGCCCUCUGUCACCUAUGACCUAUGCCAUCUGGCUCCAGCGGCUGGACCUCUCAUGACCCCACCCUCUGACUUCAGCAGCCAAGUAUGAAUGCAAAGAAAGAGCAAAACCCAGAGAAGGGAGUCUCUGGCCUGACACGGCCGCUGGGCUCCUUGCUGGGUUAGGAUGGAGCUCGAGUUUUCCCAGCUGAAGGGAUGAUCUUUCGUUAUCUUUUCCCAAUCCUGCUCAUCCUGUAGCAUAAAUGAAGUGCACUAUUAAACAGAAUAGUUUUUUUUAGAAGGAGAGAUUGUGUUUUUGUGCAGGAGCCAAAUUUAUUUCAAUUAAAAUAGGAAACCAUGACUAUAACUGGAAUCUUUAAAAUUUAAUCUUUUAGAAUUUUUUUUUUUUUACAGACAACUGUUUCUCUUUCACACACAUACGACCUCUCACUGUCAAGACUCUGUCGCAUUCCUCUGGAUACCACCACAGACUCUCAGUCACGUACACGUCGGAUUUCGUGUGCGGCAUAUCAUUCUGUGUAGUACGAUACUUAAGACCAGCAACCCAAACUAGAAAGGUGUUCCUGGGUGUGGGGGCCCUGACAAGCGUGUACUUGGGUUUUGGGUCGCAGUGGGCAUAUGUAGAUUUCUUGUUCGGGCUCUUGGUGGGAGGAGGUUCCAGUCAUGGAGAAGGUGGAGAUGAAAGUCUUAUGGAGAAAAUGGGGAAAUGUCUGGAACUGGCCUCUGGAAAAUCUUAGAGCAUAUAUUGUGAUUGACCACCUAAUAUGUUUUUGAUUCUUAAAGCUAUAAUGAAACUCA
This is a messenger RNA of Callorhinus ursinus (northern fur seal), 6796 nucleotides long. The record is from RefSeq and is a predicted model, not a curated record. Lineage: Eukaryota; Metazoa; Chordata; Mammalia; Carnivora; Otariidae.